AUGUCGCGAGUGCGGGUGCUAAAUCUUCCACGCGACUGCACGGAGGACCAGUUGCGGCGUCACCUGCUCGCCUCCCUUCCGCCCUCCGCGCCGCACUUAGAAAUUACCGACUGCGUGAUCAAGCGGUCGCAUGCCAGCGGCAAGGGCAGGAGUGUGAUUCGUAUGGCCUUUGUGGGGUUUCGCAGCGCUUCCAGCGGGCACUUCAUUGUGAGACACUUUGACAGCACGUACUUUGGAAGCGCGAAGCUGCGGGUGGAGGUGGCGAAGGGACUCGGUGACGUUGGACUGACGACGAACAAGCGGAAGAAAAUGGAGGCAGCGGGCACAAGCGACGACGACAAAAAUGCGAAGGGGGGUGGGAAGGCGUUGAAGCGCCCUCGCGACGAGGCGCAGCAGCCCACAGCGGCGGAGCAUGAGGAUGCGGGCGUCACGGCGACGGAGGAGGAUCAGCAGCGCAGGAAAAAAGAACGCAAGGAGGAGUUUAUCGCCGAGCGCAUGAAGGUCACAUCCUGCCCGACGUGGACCUCACAGGUGUUGGUGCCGGAGUCCGCCGCCGCCAACGACAACGACAACGACAACGACGACAACACACACACCGUGGAGGUUAGCGGCACCGACUACAAUGCCGGGGAAGACGAGGUCGAGGACGCAGAGGAGGCGGAGCGACAGGCACUGGAGCGGCAACAGGCGCUGGGCGAAGUAAGCGACUUGGAUUUUUUAGCUUCACUUGCGAAUAAAGCGGGGGCCACCUGUGGCAACAGGACCUCGUGUAGGCAAGAAGGGGCAGUGGAUGAAGCGGGUGGAAACGUGCAUGAAGAGAGCACUGAGGAAAAUGAGAAGAAGGGGGAGACGAGCGGAGAGCAACAGCGGCAGCUCUCUCGUGCAGAUGACUCCCAAAAAAAGGAUGAGGAGGAGGCCAUAGUGCACGAGAGUCGUCGCAUACGCCUUGGGAAUAUUCCGUACAUCGCUACUGAAGAUGACGUGAAGCAGUUUGCCUCCUCGCUUGUGGGUACUGUGGAGGCGGUCCACAUUCCUCUGACCAAAGACACGCGGCAGAGCAAAGGCGCGGUAUUUGUGAAGUUUGUGCGGGUGGAAGACGCUGUGCGGGCGCUUUCGUUGUGUCACGGUGCCGUAUUUAUGGGCAGACUGCUGCGCGUUAGCGCCGCUGCAGAUGAUCCGUACACGAAAAGGCUGGAGGGCCGCGCAGAUGCGGGGGCAAUGGCGGGCAACAGUGAAUUUAAGCGUCAGAAGGAGCAGGAGCGUCGCAGUGAGACCGGUUCGGCGAUGGUGUGGAACACAAUGUACAUGAAUAGCCACACUGCGGUGGAGUCGGUGGCAAAGCGGCUUGGCGUAGCCGCGGGGGACGUCGUCUCCGUUCAGGCCCGGGGAGCCGCUGUACGUGCCGCCAUCGCAGAGGCCUACCUGACAACGGAAAUCCAGCGGGUGUUGAGUGAUGAAGGGAUCGAUUUUGGCCUCUUGGAGAGCGCUCAGCAGAAUCUGCUGAAGACGCGCAGCUACACAACCAUCCUUGUGAAGAAUAUUCAGACAACCGACGCGGAUGACGCCGCCGAGCUAAGUAAAAUGUUUCUGCGCUACGGGUCACUGGAGGCUACGGCGUUCCCGUCCGCAGGCGGGUUUGCACUCUUCCGCUACACACACCAGCAAGAUGCCCGUGUGGCUUUUCAGCGACUGUCAUACAAAUUGUUUAAAAACGCCCCGCUCUUUCUGGAGUGGGCGCCAAUUGGCGCCAUCGUGAUUGGCGCCGACGACGAGGAGGAGAAGGUGAACUCCACCGGCACCAACGAAACUGCAGCGCGCGGCAAGGAGGUGGCAGAGGUCGAGGGGGAGGAGAUGGAGCUACCAGGCAAAAAUGCCGCCUUUGCCCCCGUCUUUACGCUCUUCAUCACAAAUAUUCCCUUUACGUCAAAGGAGGAGGAGUUUUACGUGUUUUUGCUGGACACUUGCCCACGGCUUGCGAAGCUGCCUGAAAAAUACAUUGAGCGGUUGGCCUUUGAGCAAGAUAAGGGACGCGCCUUCCUCACGCUGAAGGAUCAGAGCACGUUUAAGUACGUGCAGCAGCGGCUGAAUGGGAAGAGUUUUGCCCGGCGAACACUCGCGUGCGUGCCAAGCAAGCAGACCACUGCGAUGCUCACGAUGAAAACGGCGUCCUCCUCGGCAACGUUGGGUGUAGCGGCCACCGCCGGUCCAGUGGAGGAGGUGGAGGACUUCGCAAAGGCAUCUGCCGUAGUGGCGCGUAGGGCGGCGGCAGCGCGUGGCGCCAGUCAUGUGCCGCCCGGGUGUGACGCGCUCAAGUUGGUGGUCAAGAAUGUGCCUUUCGAGGCCACAGAGAAAGACAUCCGGGACCUUUUUUCUGCCUUCAGCGAGAUUCGCAGCGUGCGGCUGCCGCGUAAAAGUCACCAGUUUUCCUCCCAUCGUGAGAAUAAUCACCGUGGUUUUGCGUUUGUGGAGUUUCUCUCGGAGGAGGAGGCGAAGCGUGCCAUGGAGACACUCAAAGCCACGCACCUUUACGGUAGGCAUCUGGUGCUGCAGUACGCCAAACUUGACGGGCAGUAA
Trypanosoma rangeli is the source of this 2574-nucleotide messenger RNA. RefSeq lists its product as uncharacterized. NCBI's taxonomy places the organism in Eukaryota, Euglenozoa, Kinetoplastea, Trypanosomatida, Trypanosomatidae. Gene Ontology annotation, molecular function: RNA binding. The transcript has a single exon. Bases 1 to 2574 code for a protein of 857 amino acids. The record is from RefSeq and is a predicted model, not a curated record.